CCACAGUUUGAAAACCUUCAGCUGUAUGUUAAAACAGCUUCCAAACUUUGCUUUUUCUGAGCUUAAUUAAUGUCUGAUAUAUUUUGUGCCUGCAGCCAGAACUAAAAGCGAAUGGGGAUUGAAUUGCUCUGUCUUUUUUUCCUAUUUCUACAAAGGAAUAAAAAUGUACAAGGAAAUUGUGAUUCAGGGAGUGCCAUGAACUGUGAAGAUUGUUUGCUCUCUGGACCAGGCUGUGGCUGGUGUUUCCAAGAGAAUUUUACUGAUUUAUCUGACAUUCAUAAAAGGUGUGACACUCUUGAAAAGCUUAUUUCGGAAGGAUGCCACCUGAAUUUCAUUGAAUUUCCCAUUUCCAAAGUAGAGAUCCAUGAAAACAAGCAUCUGAGUGAUGGGCCACAAAUAAAUGGUUCAGAAGUUACUCAGAUUUCUCCUCAAAAGAUAACUGUUUUCCUGCGGCCAGGAAAUGAAGAAACGAUACAGAUCAACGUUCGUCAGACUGAAGAUUACCCAGUUGAUCUCUACUACCUCAUGGACCUUUCAGCUUCUAUGGAUGAUGAUCUGAAAACCAUAAAGGAACUAGGGUCCACCUUGUCCAAAGAAAUGUCUAAGCUCACCAGUAACUUUCAGAUGGGCUUUGGGUCUUUUGUUGAAAAACCAGUUUUACCAUUCAUCAAUACUCUGAGGGAAGAUCUGAAGAAUCCUUGCCGAAAUGUUGCAUUUGAUUGCUUGCCAACAUUUGGAUACAAGCAUGUUCUGUCAUUGACAGACAAUGCAGAAAGAUUCAAUGAAAUUGUGAAAAAACAGAAAAUCAGUGCAAAUUUAGAUACUCCAGAAGGAGGAUUUGAUGCAAUUAUGCAGGCAGCUGUUUGUAAGGAAAAAAUUGGCUGGAGAAAUGAUUCAUUACAUCUGUUAGUGUUUGUGAGUGAUGCCGAUUCUCAUUUUGGGAUGGAUAGUAAAUUAGCAGGAAUAGUUAUUCCAAAUGAUGGAAAAUGCCACUUGGAUCAACAGAAUGAAUACUCCAUGUCAACUGUUUUGGAAUACCCAAGUUUAGGACAAUUGAUAGAGAAGAUUGUGCAAAACAACAUUCUGUUAAUUUUUGCAGUCACCAAGGAACAAGUUAAUUUAUAUCAGCAAUAUGCAGAUCUUAUUCCUGGAGCUACUGUUGGAACACUACAGCAUGAUUCUGGAAAUGUUCUUCAAUUGAUUGUAGAAGCGUAUAAGUCACUCAGGUCUGAGAUAGAGCUGGAGGUGCUGGGAGACACAGAUGGAUUAAAACUUGACCUUACUGCCAUCUGCAGCCAUGGCUCUGCCUUUCCACACCAGAAGAAAUGCUCUCAUAUUAAAGUUGGAGAACAGGUCACUUUCAAUGUGACUUUAAGUUUAAGCCCUUCAGCUUGUGGGGAAAGGAGAAGGAAAGUCCUAAUCAAGGCCACUGGUCUAAAUGAAGCGUUGGAGAUUGAGAUCCAGCCUGAAUGCAGCUGUCAUUGUCAGAAGGAAGCGGAGGUGAAUAACUCCAAGUGUAACUAUGGGAAUGGUUCUUUCGAGUGUGGAGUAUGUGUGUGUAACCCUGGCUACAUGGGUCCAGACUGUAAAUGUAGUGAAAAAGAUGCACUGACUACAGAGUCCUGCAAAAGUUUCCCUGAGCAGAUCCUGUGCAGCGGAAGAGGCGACUGCUAUUGUGGACAAUGUAUUUGCCACCUUUCAGCAUAUGGAAAUAUAUAUGGGCCAUACUGUGAAUGUGAUGAUUUCUCUUGUGGCAGAUUCAGAGGGCUGGUCUGUGGAGGCAAUGGGGACUGUGCCUGUGGUCAAUGCAGUUGCCACCCUGGCUGGAUAGGUGAAUACUGCAACUGUACCACGGAUACCGAGAGUUGCAUUUCUAAUGAUGGCGUCAUCUGCAGUGGGAGAGGCAAAUGCGUGUGUGGAAAAUGUGUAUGCACAAAUCCUGGGGUUUCAGGCAAUGUCUGUGAAAAAUACCCUACAUAUGAUGAUCCUUGCAACUCUAAACGGAGCUGUGUGGAAUGUUAUCUACUGCAUCAGGAAGACUGCGCUGAAAAAUGUAAAUUGGUUGACGCAGUGAUCAGUCAUGAUGAAGGUUUUUCCUCAUUCUCAGAUAUUACGGAAGAUAAAUGGGUUCAUUGUGUGUUACAUGGGAAAAACGAAUCUGUUAUCACAUUUGUAAUGACAGCUAAUGAACAGGGAAAAGUCAUCAUUCACAACAUAAAGCAAAAAGAUUAUCCACAACCUCCAAAUAUUACAACGAUUAUGUUGGGUGUUUCUACUGCAGUUGUCGUCACUGGGAUUGUCUUACUUUCCAUGUGGAAAUUGUUUAUUUCAUUUGAAGACCGUAAAGAAGUUGCUAAAUUUGAAGCAGAGAGGUCAAAGGCCAAAUGGCAAACGGGAACAAAUCCCCUCUACAGAGGGUCCACAUCAACUUUUAAGAAUGUAACAUACAAGCAAAAAGAAAGGCACCGUGGCAGUCCUGCCAAUGCAUUCUAAUAAUUCGAAAUUAUGAAGAAAACUGUUCUGGAAAACUUUUUAUUUUAAAAAAAGGAAGUUUGGUCUGUUUUCUUCUAAAUUUGUUUGGAUGGUUCUAAUAAAACUACUAUGGUGGUGUGAAAGGUUUAAGGUGAGAGCAUAUGUGCUUUUAAAAGUUGGACUGUUUUGGAACUAGACAGGGAGCUGAACAGCAGUAGAGGAGAUUGAAUGACAAAGAGCCAUCUGGGCAUGUAGGAAUGCACCAAUUAAGCAUGACAUGAAAAUAAUAUCUGUGCAAUUUUGCUGUAAUGAGAUUUGGGGAUUGGUCUGAAUGACCUUUCAAGAAAUCCAUUUCAAGUAUCCCUUCUGAUCUCAAAGUAAUUCAAGAUGUUAGAACAAACCUUCUUCUCAAUCUCUGCUGAGGAGUAUAGUUCAGCCAGUUUUGUCCCUCCGAGUCAGGAUUUUACUGCAAGUUUAAGAUAUACAGUACCUUUAGAGUAUUUGCACCUUAAAUAUUACCAGAUAAAGAAACAGAUUUCAGUUUUAAAAGAAAGAAAACUUGGGAGAGAAAAGUAUUCGUGAUUUAUUAAUAAAGUACCCAGCACUGACAGCUGUAUUCUUAACCAUGGUGCAAUAUUAGGUAUUUUGUUUAGAAGUCCCAUGAAGUUAAAUGAGACAGUUUCCUAUGAAAUGUUUUGCCCUCUAGACUAGAGGUUGAUGGAUUGAGGAGAGCCAUGUUGAGUACAUCCUUGGUGGUAAGAGGAUUUGUUGCUGGCUAAGAAUACAAUAUGUAUGGCCACUAGAUUUUUUUUUUCUUUGGUACUUUUCAGAUUUUUCAUCGAUUUGAUUUUUGUAUUGUCCAAUGGCAUCUCUUUGGUGAACAGCCAUUUUGCCCUUUAAAGCAACCAGAAUACAUACCAUGUACUUUCCAAAUUACAACAUAUCUAAUGAUCCCAAAUGUUGAGGACUUAUGAUUAAGGGAGUUGCUUUUUUUCCAAAUAUCUAAAUAAGGUUUAAUACAGUAGGUCUCAAAGAUUUUCUAUGCUGCAAAUAUGGUUUUUGAUAAUGCAAAUUUUAAACAUUUUUUUAAAAAACAGAGAGUAUGUGUGUUUUAUCCUGAAGAAUAUGUUUAGUAAUGGUGAUGGGAGUUUUUACUAUGAAUGUACUGUGCAUUUAAGACACUGGAAAAGUCUGUUGUUAUUUUUACUGAAAUGGUUUUGACCCAAGGCUGGACCUAAAAUAAGGCCAAAACAUUAUCAGUACCGUAAUAUUAUUAUUACUCUUUGGAGUCCUUUGGCAUUAUUUUCUAAUAUGUAAAUAGCACACUUUUUUUAAAUGGAAUGCUUAUUACAUUUUUAAUAUGCUGAUAUGUAAACUGAUUCUUUAAAUUGUUUUCACAUAAAUUCUGUGUUAUAAAAUGAAUAAGUAAAAGAAGGUCAAAUAUGAGCCACAGUGGUGCAGUGAUUAGAGUGCAGUACUGCAGGCAACUUCUGCUGACUGCCAGUU
Messenger RNA from Notechis scutatus (mainland tiger snake), 3978 nucleotides. The record is from RefSeq and is a predicted model, not a curated record. Lineage: Eukaryota; Metazoa; Chordata; Lepidosauria; Squamata; Elapidae.